Molecule: messenger RNA, 897 nt
Organism: Cotesia glomerata
Lineage: Eukaryota; Metazoa; Arthropoda; Insecta; Hymenoptera; Braconidae
Exons: 4
Coding region: 42-848 (268 amino acids)
Biological process (GO): sensory perception of taste
Cellular component (GO): neuronal cell body; axon; membrane
Source: RefSeq, a predicted model, not a curated record
UUUUAAUUAACAUAAAAAGUCUGAAUAUCGAUAAGAAGCUCAUGAGAAUGGGAGUAAUUUUACACGAAAAAAAAACAUGCAAUUUUGCAACCAAAGUUGUCAUUUACUGGUUAUUCUGUGCGGUGACAAUUAAUUUCGCUGCAAUAAUAUGGAAUAUGAAAACUUUGAACUGGUAUGAGAAUUUUUUUGUGGUUUGUUCUCUUCAACACCCGCUCCAUGUUAAUUUUUUGGUGAAUUUGCUUUUUUGUUCACUGAUUCGAAAUAUGGAAAUCAGGUUCAAGAAAAUUAACGAAGAGCUUAUUAAACUUGAAUAUAAUUCGCAUGUCACAAACAUUCGAGGUAAUGAUAACAAGCCGGUUUAUAUUCUUCAAUUAUCCAAAGAAAUUCAUUUGGAGUUAGAACAGCAAUGCGGUAAAAUAACGCGAAUAUUCGGGAUUCAAUUGAUAAUGUUAAUGGCCUCUUUGUUUAUUUUGAUGACUGUGAUGAUUUACAACUUAUAUGUAACACUUUUUGGUCGGAAUAUCCCAGAUUGGGCUUUAAGAAUUUCUAUUAUCGCAUUUUGGAUUAUAAUACAUUGUUCGAAAUUAUUGUUCAUCAAUCACAUUUGCUCCAGAACAGUAAAUGAGUGGAAAAAAACCGGAGUAAUAAUUCAUAAAUUAGAAUCAAAGUUUGCAAAUGCCGAAAUUUGUAAAACGAUUCAACAGCUUUCGAUACAAAUGAUACAAAAUCCAUUACAGAUUUACCCCUUGGGAUUUAUACAACUUGGACAUUCAUUUCUGCAAGGGUUUUUUGGAACACUUGCUACUUACCUGAUUAUUUCUAUCCAAAUGGCUCCUAUUAAUGGGUAAUCGUCAUCAAAAUAAAACAAAACUUUGAUUUUUUGGAGAUUUCAAAGUA